Messenger RNA from Anoplophora glabripennis (Asian longhorned beetle), 1416 nucleotides. RefSeq lists its product as uncharacterized. The coding region runs from base 183 to 1397 and encodes 404 amino acids. Gene Ontology annotation, molecular function: nucleic acid binding. The record is from RefSeq and is a predicted model, not a curated record. NCBI's taxonomy places the organism in Eukaryota, Metazoa, Arthropoda, Insecta, Coleoptera, Cerambycidae. The transcript is spliced from 3 exons.
AAAAGAACACGCCCCGGUUCAGUAGUUAAGUUUAUAUUUAUAUGUAGAUAAAGGUCUAUGGGAUUAAUCGAUUAAUCAUUAAUCAGUAAUUAAUUUAUUAAAAUCACAUUCAAAGGUUGUGUUUGAAAAUUAACGAGGAUGUAGGUACAUUUUGAUUUUUUUAUUAGUAUUUAAUAAAUAAAAUGGAAAGUAAUAACUACCGCAGAAAUAGAAUGCCUCUCCCAAAACAGGGACAUUUCAGUAAACAAAGAAAUCAGUGGCCUUAUAUUGUAAGGCCUACUAACAAUGUAAAUCAAGAAAUCCUAACGCCAUAUUCCGGUAACAGUAACUUCCAAAGUCAUUCAAAUACUAUUGGAAACAUCCAUGAGAUUAAUGUAGCUUCUAAUUAUGGCAAAAGAAACUAUCAUAAUUUUGUCAACAAAUGUUUUAAAACGAAUUAUCGACAUAGAGAACUUCCAUAUGACAAACAUAAAAGGCAGUAUUACCCAACAGAAAAUUCUUCUGGUCUUCAAUUAUUUGGACAGGAACCCAGAUUACAAAUAUAUUCCGAAACUCCUACGGAGGAAAUAUCACCAAUACCUGAAUCUCCUCGAGAAGCUAAGACAAUACAAUUAAUUAAUGCUGUCAAAUCACAAGAAGGAGUUAAUGGACUUUUGGUCUUCUUGCAAACCACUGGAGAUAGUGCUCCCGUUAUUAUUCAAAAUGCCAUUCAGUCUGUUAAAAAUGGAAUACUAUCUGUAGUAUCUGGAAAGCAACCGCAAACCUAUGAAUUAAAAAUAAAUGGAGAAUUUAUAGCUGAAGGUGAAUUUUUAAAUAAGCAAGCCGCUAAAAAUGGAUUGUGUGAAUUAGCAUUGGAUAAAUUUAGAAAAACGUGUUUUUUUAUUAGUAAGAAAAAAAAUUAUGAAGAGAUAUCCACAGAGGAUCUAAAUAAAGCACAGGCCGAAUCACCAACAUUUAAUGGAAUGGAAGGCAGUAAAGCACAUAAAAUGAUGUUAAAAAUGGGCUGGGGAGGGAAGGGUUUGGGAAUAAAUGAACAAGGAACAGAGAAAACAGUAGCCGAAACUAUGACUCAAAGUGUUACAAAAGAAGGUUUAGGUGGAAAAAGUAUUAUGACAAAAAUUAAUAACAUUUUGAGAGAAUUUGCUCUUUCGACCAAAGUGACAACUUUAGCUUUUGAUCCAGGUUUUACUAAACAAGAAAGAGCUGAUAUCCACAAUUUAGCAGCAAAACUAAAUUUGAAGUCAAAGAGCCAGGGAAAUGAAGAAAAUAGAAGAAUAACCAUUACAAAAAAAAUUGCAAGGUGGGACUUAGUUAAACAAUUAUUAUUAGCAAACUGUGAAAAUGAAGCUUAUAUACUUACAAUACCAUCAGAUUUUGUGAACAUAUGGAGCAACUAAUACAAUUCAAAGAAAAUUA